Molecule: messenger RNA, 3924 nt
Organism: Rana temporaria (common frog)
Lineage: Eukaryota; Metazoa; Chordata; Amphibia; Anura; Ranidae
Gene: ACE2
Product: angiotensin converting enzyme 2
Exons: 18
Coding region: 139-2619 (826 amino acids)
Biological process (GO): proteolysis
Cellular component (GO): plasma membrane
Molecular function (GO): metallopeptidase activity; peptidyl-dipeptidase activity
Source: RefSeq, a predicted model, not a curated record
ACAAGACAAACACUUCCUGAAUAGCUGUAGGAAACCUUUGGCAGUGUGGUACAAAGGCUGGAAACAUACACUGAUGUUCAGCAGCACUGAGUGAAAGGAGCGUCAGUCAGUUUGGGGAGUCUCAGCUCAGGGAAGAAGAUGUGGGGUCCUCUGUGGCUUCUCUGCUCAUUGGCUCUGUUUGGGUCUUCUACUCAAGAUGUAACCAGCGAUGCCAGUGCAUUCUUACAGGAGUUUCAGGCUGUUGGAGAAAAGGUGUAUCACCAAUCUGCAUUAGCACAAUGGGAAUACAACACUAACAUCACUAAUGAAAAUGCUCAAAAAAUGAAUGAAGAAGGAGCAAAAUGGUCUGCGUUUUACAAGAAUGCCAGCGACUUCUCCGCAAGAUACCCACGAGACCAAAUCACGGACGAUUUAGUGAAAUUACAGCUUAUCUAUCUUGGACAAAAGGGAACAUCUGCUCUACCAAACGAAAACUACACUAGACUGAAUCAAAUCCUAAAUGAAAUGAGCACAAUCUACAGCACAGAAACGGUAUGCAGUCCAAAUGGAUCGAUAUGCCUGCCUUUUGAACCAGGACUGGACAGUAUCAUGUUGGAUAGCACUGAUUACAAUGAGAGGCUCUGGGCUUGGGAAGGAUGGAGAGCAAAAGCUGGCAAGAAAAUGAGGAAACUCUAUGAGGAAUAUGUUGAUUUGGAAAACCAGGCUGCUCGUAUCAAUGAAUUUCAGGAUUAUGGAGACUACUGGAGAGGAAAUUAUGAAACUCUGGCCAAAGAUAAAUAUAAAUACAGCCGGGAUGAUCUCAUAGUAGAUGUGGAAGCGACUUUUAAAGAGAUCAUGCCACUGUACAAGGAGCUUCAUGCCUAUGUGAGAGGAAAUCUGCAAAAAAAGUAUGGAGCCAAGUACAUCAGUUCCACAGGAUGUCUACCGGCACAUUUAUUAGGUGAUAUGUGGGGCAGAUUUUGGACAAAUCUAUACCCAUUAACAGUCCCCUAUCCAGACAGAGAAAGCAUUGAUGUGACUCCUACAAUGAACAAUCAGGGAUGGACAGUCGAGAGAAUGUUUAAAGAGGCUGAAAAUUUUUUCAAGUCUGUUAACCUCUUUGCCCUAAAUGAAAAUUUCUGGGUAAACUCUAUGCUGACGGAGCCUACUGAUGGAAGAAAAGCCGUGUGCCACCCCACAGCCUGGGAUCUGGGAAUGAAUGAUUUUAGGAUAAAGAUGUGUAGCAAGGUGAAUAUGGAAGACUUCCUUACUGUACACCAUGAGCUUGGACAUAUCCAGUAUGACAUGGCCUAUCACCCUCGUCCUAUGUUGCUGAGAGAUGGUGCCAACGAAGGAUUUCAUGAAGCAGUGGGCGAGAUCAUGUCGCUGUCUGCGGCUACACCUAAACAUUUGAAAUCACUUCAACUAUUACCACCUUCGUUUGCAGAAGAUGAUAAAGAAACUGAAAUAAACUUCUUGCUCAGACAAGCUCUCACCAUUGUCGGCACAUUACCUUUCACAUACAUGCUGGAGGAGUGGAGAUGGAAAGUCUUCAGAGGAGAAAUCCCAAAGGACCAGUGGAUGAAGACUUGGUGGGAAAUGAAGCGAGACCUUGUUGGUGUAAUGGAGCCAGUUGCUCAUGAUGAGACAUACUGUGAUCCUGCUGCUCUGUUCCACGUCGCUAAUGAUUAUUCAUUUAUCAGGUAUUAUACCAGAACCAUUUACCAGUUCCAGUUUCAGGAUGCUCUUUGUAAGGCUGCCGGUCACACUGGUCCUCUUCAUUCCUGUGACAUCACUAACUCCACAGCAGCGGGCAAUAAAUUAAAGUCUAUGUUAGAAUUGGGGAAUUCAAAACCUUGGACUGAAGCCCUGGAGAGCAUAACAGGGGAGCUGAAGAUGAAUGCCGGACCUCUACUGAGUUACUUCCAACCUUUAAAGGAAUGGCUAGAAAUCAAUAACAAAGCUGAAGGGAGGACAGCUGGGUGGACUACAGAAGGGGACCCAUUUACAGCAGAUUCAAUCAAAGUAAGGAUUAGUCUGAAAGCUGGACUAGGAGAUGCUGCGUAUACGUGGGACAACAGUGAGAUGAAUUUGUUCAAAUCUACAAUUGCAUAUGCCAUGUCCAAAUAUUUUGGUUCAGUGAAGGAGCAAGAGAUCGUUUUUUCAAAUGAUGAUGUACACAUUUUCAAAGAAACAAAAAGAAUCUCUUUCUUCUUCUAUGUAACGAUGCCGGGUAAACUUGUAGAGGUAGUGCCAAAAUCAGAAGUUGAAGCUGCUAUUCGCUUGUCCAGAGGUCGAAUCAGCAGUACAUUCUAUCUUGAUGACUACUCCUUGGAGUUCCUGGGGAUCCCCCCUACACUUUCACCAGCCAGGGAACAAUCCUUUGAAGUCUGGCUUGUAGUGUUUGGUGUUGUGGCUGCAUUUCUAGUUAUAGCUUUGGUUGUCCUACUUGUCCUUGGCUAUAAAGAUAAGAAGAAGCUCAAAAAAUCUAAGAAAGAAGACCUAGACAGAGUUUCUGAAAUUCUAGUGGCAACAACAAUGGAGAAAGAUUCUUCGAUUCCAGUCAACAUUUAUGAAGAAUCUGGGAAACAAAAUAAAGCCUAUGAAGAUGUAGAAGAGGAGCCACAAACAGCUUUUUAAACUAUGAAGAAUCCUGGAAGUUGUUCAUAUAAUACGGCUCUCAGUUAUCAUCAUCUUUACAAUAGGAACUAAGAACCUCAAAUGUCCUAAAUGAGAACUUCAACUGGAGUGUUUCCCAAGUCAAAAGAACUGAACAGAACCAUGAGUCAUGUCAUGACUGACGUUCCCCUUCAUCCAUCACCUAUGCACUUAUAGUAAUAAGUAAUAAGCAUCACUCACAGGAGAACCAUCUGUAUUUUUCCUAGCAACCAAUUAACUUUUCUCCUUCAUCUUUCAACCUACCGAAACAAAAAAGAAGUAGAUGAGCUAACUGGUGCCUAGGAGUUAAAUACAGUUCUUCAACUAGACAGUAAAUGUUGCGAAAAGAGACAAACUAACUCUUCAAGAGACUUCACUCCAUAUAAAAGAUUAUAAGCCCUCUGGUUACUUGUGUCUUUCCGUUAUACUCAGAAGAGGAUUCAAAUUAAUUUCCACAUUUUCAGUUCCAAAUGAAUAUCAAGGGGGCUACUUUCUAAAAUAAAGUGAGGUGAAGUGAACUUGUGUUUACUUCAAACACCUAAUCAUGUAGUGGAAAUUUAUAUUUUCUAGAUUCCCUUAACAUAGUUUGCUGUUUGGUGUAAAGCCAGGCUCUUUACUUUUUGUCAUGCCCAUGCAGACCUUAGUACCUUGGUGCAUUGCAAUAACAACAUGCAUUUUUUUCACACCCUGGGCUGGCACCACACCAAAGAAAAUUCAAAAACAGACUUGCAUCAUUUUUGCCAACGCAAGGCAAAUCGAUGAAUGAUAUUGCAUUAAUGUGUGUUGUAGUGCCCUGCAGCGCAUGUGUGUUGGGAGCUGCAUUGCCUUAGUAUGUUGGGCUACCAUUCAAAAUUCAGAGCACAUUGCCAAUUAAAAAUGUACGCAAUGCACAUUAACACGUGGCUUAAUGUGCAUUUGUUAGCGCAAUGUACAGGAAGCGAGAAGUGUGAAUGAACCAUAAAUCUGACCGCCAACCUCCUUACUUGAUAAUGGGUGUAGUCAUAUGAGUGAAAUGGGAAUACAAAUAGUUAAUGUUGGGUCCUCUAGAUUAUUUAAAAAGCAAGUGAUUCUGGAGUCCCGCUACCUCAGCAGAUUGGCAACAGGACCUAAGAAUUAUGGUGACGUUUUGUAUAUAAUCGGGGAGAGCACCUCUGUUUUUGGGCCUGGUUCACAAUGUUUAAAUCUGACGAUUUACAUCCAUUUAUUUACAGAAUAUGAGUGAAUUGCAAUUUAGAACUUAAGGCUAGCAUGCAUUUAUGGAACACAAUAAAAUUCAUAAUUACUGUC